Messenger RNA from Cercocebus atys (sooty mangabey), 1359 nucleotides. It is a transcript of the gene IFT25, whose product is annotated as heat shock protein family B (small), member 11. The record is from RefSeq and is a predicted model, not a curated record. The transcript has 6 exons. Gene Ontology annotation, cellular component: cilium; intraciliary transport particle B; centrosome. Bases 810 to 1265 code for a protein of 151 amino acids. Gene Ontology annotation, biological process: intraciliary transport. Lineage: Eukaryota; Metazoa; Chordata; Mammalia; Primates; Cercopithecidae.
CACUCCAGCCUGGGCCAUAGAGCCAGACCUUAUCUCAAAAAAAAAAAAAAAAGUUAUCUCCCUAUAGCUCCAACCCUCACAUUUCCACCCCCAAAUAGAUUACUGCAUAGUUUUCCCAGCUUUACACUAUUUAUGCAUGGGUCCAAUAAUUACUUGUGGAUGUGCUGUCCUCUAUAUGAUGGUAUAUUUAGCAGCAUUUUCCCUCCCAAGUUGUGACAGCUAAAACUUCACAUGUUGUGAAGUGUCCAUUGGAGGCCAAAAUCUACCCCCAGUCCAGUUGAGAACCACUGGAGUACGGAGUACAAGAUAAACUUCAUUGCCGUUAACUUGGCUUUUCAGAUCUUUCGUUAUCUUUUCCCAAUCUACCUUUCCUAGAAUUUGACUCAGUCCAAGAGAACUACCAAUGCAGGAAUCCUGUCUUUGGCUUCCUCCAUAGAUUUCUUUGGCUUCUUCCGUAGAUUAUGAUCUUUUACUGACUUUUCUUGGAUGUUUCCAGGGAUGAAAGAAAUUUAAAAUCUUUACUUUGCACGAAAGUCCUUGUCUCUCCAAAGUUCCUGCUCAAAAUGUGUAUUUGUUGAGUUCAGUUCACACCCCUGGAGGUGUAAAAAAAAAAUCCUUUUUCCAUUUGUGAGCACCACUGAGAAUAAAAAUGGUAGUCAUAUUUCUAUUUUUCACCUUCCUCUAUGUAAUAUGGUUUAUAGAUCAUCAUGAACUUUUUACUGUCCUCUGAACAAUAUCGCGCCUGACGAUGUCCUACUUAAAACAUACUACCCAGAACUGAACACAGUGUUCUGGAUGUGCGUCACACGAUGCUAGUUAAACAUUUUAAGAUGAGAAAAAUUGAUCUCUGUCUGAGCUCUGAAGGGUCCGAAGUGAUUUUAGCUACAUCAAGUGAUGAAAAACACCCACCUGAAAAUAUCAUUGAUGGGAAUCCAGAAACGUUUUGGACCACCACAGGAAUGUUUCCCCAGGAAUUCAUUAUUUGUUUCCACAAACAUGUAAGGAUUGAAAGGCUUGUAAUCCAAAGUUACUUUGUACAGACCUUGAAGAUUGAAAAGAGCACGUCUAAAGAGCCAGUUGAUUUUGAGCAAUGGAUUGAAAAAGAUUUGGUACACACAGAGGGGCAGCUUCAAAAUGAAGAAAUUAUGGCACGUGAUGGCUCCGCUACUUACUUGAGAUUCAUUAUUGUAUCAGCCUUUGACCAUUUUGCAUCUGUGCAUAGCAUUUCUGCAGAGGGAACAGUAGUCUCAAACCUUUCCUCAUAAUUAUAACAAAAUGCUCUUGCAUGAUUUUUUAACAAUAUAUUUAUUUAAACAGGAAGUUGUCACUAAUAUACUUUAUUAAAAGGAUUUGUAUCAA